UUGGAGCUGGGAGCUGGGAGCGGGGAUGUGGAGGCUGGCUGCUUGUCUGUAUUGUGGGCUGAGCUCGCUUUCACUCUCAGCAGUGUCAUUGUGGUUCAGGGCCCGGCUUGCUCACUGUGUGGCCGGAUGCAGUCAGUAAUUGUAGCCGGGGAUUGAGCUGUGUGGUGUCGGCCUGUGCCCCUUUCAUAAGGAGAAUGGAGUUAGUAAGGAAGGGCUGAAAGUGAAAGCCACAUCAAGGAAUCGAACUCAACACUUUUAAAAAUAACUUGUUUUUGUAAUUUAGUGAUUUGUUAAGCUACUUAACAAUUUUCAGAGGUUAGACAGUUUUGCUCAAUUUUUAAAGACAUGCCUCCAAUUUGGCAAAAUUUAUCCAGUUAAUAUACUUUUUUAAAAUGUGCAGUAUCUAAUGUACUCUUUAUUGCUGCCUGACAUGUCUGAUUUGACUGUUGGGAUGGAGCCCAAUUUCUUGGAUGUGCUGAAAUGGGUUGGGCUCCUUGUCCUGUUCCUGGCCUCAAUCUUUACAUUGGUGAUGUAUGGCCUUCAGUGGGUUUCACAGCCUUCCCAGGGCAAGGGUAAAACUGUCCCCAAAGCUGGGGCUACGGCAGGUUCUCCUCUGAGCGAUCCCGAUGAGGGGGCAGCCACUCUUCUCUCCUGGGUGCUGUCCUUAGAAAGCUGGAACCGUGAGUGGCAGAAAGCCUGGGUCACCGCUCUCAAUGAAGCAGUCGCAAAGCACGGGAGUUCUCUGCAGCUCAGUGUUGAUAAAGUGGGUCCACAUUCAUCUGCCCUUGUUCUGAGUCAGGUUACCACCGUUAUCAAAUCAGACCGACACUUGGUUUUUGGAUGCCAUGUGACUGGAGAGUAUGCUCAGUUUUCUGUCACUGUGACCCAGGACUCGCCUGUUGCCAUGGGACUGGAAUCUUUUCUUAUCCGAGUAUCUCCACUUCAUUUACAGCUGGAGAUUCAUGUCCAACAAGUUGAUGAUGUCCAAGUCUCAUGGAAUCUUGUAGAGUCUCAAAAGUUGAACUUGGAAGUGACUCCAAAAGUAAAAAGGGAGGUGGAUGAAGAGGAUACAUACCUGGAGACAAUCCACACUUUGUUACAGGACAUGUUGAUUUCUGCCCGUCCAACAGUCUUGAUGGAUAUGAAAGCUGCACCUUUAAAGGAAAACCAACAUAUGGCCAUUCCUCAAAGUUUACCGAGCACUGAAUUGGCCUCGCAGAUCUGCUCACCUCCCAAACCACCAAGAGCUCAUGAGCGCAAACUUCUUGUGAAGAUCAUUAAGGUGGACAAUCUCACAGAUCCUGAUAUCGCAGAGAAUGUUCAUCCGUAUUGCGUUGUAGAGUUGGAUAAUCCAGUGCAGAAAGUCUGCAGCUCCGUAAUGAACAGCAUUUCCAACCCCUUGUGGGACGAGCAGUUUGUGUUUGAAUUGAGUGCCAAGUCCAAGAAACUUCACCUGCUGAUAUUGGAGGAUGGAAAACCCUCAGAGAUAGAUGCAGUCCUUGGCGAGGUGACAGUACCCAUAGACCUGUUUAAGAAACAGCCCAGUGGGAGGCAGAGCUUUCACCUCGGGAGCAUGCAGAAUGGGAACAGAUCAGGAUCCAUCACAGCUGAGUUCUGUUACAUGGAACCACAUGAAGUUAAAUGCCGGCAAUCUCCUUCAAUGGUUUCAGCAAAGAAAGUGGAAAAGGAUCGCACAAUCAUGCCUUGCGGUACAGUUGUUACUACAGUAACUGCUGUUAAGACCAAGCCUCGAGCAGAUGGGAAGCCUUGUGGAACUCCAACAGACUCCCCUAUAAAGGCCUCUACAGAAAUGAAAGAAGCUGACGAAGAGUCCUUGACUCUCGGAAACUCUGAACAGGGAGCACCAGUUAGCAAAGUCUUAUCAUCAUCUGAUACAGAGCUGCUGCAGUUGAGUGGCACAGACCCGGUGGCUGAAGCUGCAAUCCGACAGCUAACAGAAUCGGCGAAGCACGUGCUGAAGUCUCCCGUCAGGAGAAGUACAAUGGUAAUUUCAGGUGUCACAAAGUCUCCCUUAGUCAUCGAUGAUGAAAUGACCCUGUCGGCUGAUUACGCAGCUGCCAUGGAUGCGUCCUUGAGGCAAGAACCUCAGCCUCUCGCUUCCUCUGACUGCAUCUCUGGGCUUCCCUCGGAACGGACAUUAACUCGCAGUUUACCCUUGGCUGAGCAUUGUGCUGCAGAGGGAACUUCAGCAAUGGCACCCACAAAUCAAGUGGAGCAGGAAGUCGGUCAGUGGAACGAUGGCUCUCAGGAAGACCUGGAUUUUGAACAGCGGUCCAAUCUUUCCAUGGCUGGCUCAGAAACCGGAACUAUGAAAAAAUCUAGAGGUGGUUUCAUGCGGAGUGGAGCAAAAUUUUUUUUCCGCCGCCGACGACAUCAGAAGGAUCCUGGGAUGAGCCAAUCUCACAAUGAUCUGGUUUAUCUGGAGCAGCCAAUGCCCCUGGAGAAAGAGAGGAAGUCGACCAGGAAGCAGAUUAAGAGGCUUUUCCCGAAGUCCAAGAGCAAAGCUAAAUUUAACAGCUCCACAGUGGACUAACACUUAGGAAUGCUUGAGGUUAACUCUCUCCUUCCCCCUCCCCUCUAAUCCUUCUCUUCUGUCCACUGUGUUGCACUGUGAUUAGGGAAUGUGCAAACUCUGAAAGCCUCAUGGUAUUACUUGACUUGCAAUUACUGAGGCGUGCUGCGUCAAAAUUAUUUCAAUUUAGUAGGAUACUAACUUUAAAUGUUACUUAACGCUCACUGAGGCAAAUAGCAACACUUUUUUACUUUUGUGGUGUUGAAGACAGGUGGUGGGAAGUGGGGGGGGAUGGAAUUGGUGGGCUUCCAUUCAUUUGUAAUUUCCUGUCAUGAGCUUUCGAUACCGAACAAGGUUUUGAAAAUGUUGAAGUACUUUGAACACUACAUUUUUAUGUACCCAGGCCCAUUCUCCAAUAAAACACCACAGCUUAGGAACCUCCGCUGAGGUGUUCAUAUUGAUUUGAGCUAUCAUGCUAGAUUGCAGGAAACUUUGCAAUGUUUGUGACCUGCAUACAGCUAUUUCAAAUGGCUUUUGUCAUUUAAGUUUAGAAUUAUUGUAACUUUUUAAAAAUAUACAAUUGGGUUUAAACUCCAUCUAACUCAUCUGCAAAAUUCCAUUACUUUUUACUCUUGCUGCUUCAUCCACAUCCCUUUGACCCUUUUGCUCCACUCCAUUCAGCCUAUUGACAGGCUCAAAGGAUGGAACAGUUCCUGGCACAACCACCAGUCCUUUUGGAGCCAAUUGGAAGGAUUUGGUCUCUGAUUUCUGUUCCUUCCAAAGGACAGCCCUGGAUGUUAAGAGUAUUAUUCAGAGUGUGACUUGUGGUUAGAAUGCUGACUUUUAUUUUCUUCACCUUUUUUUCGAAUUGUGGCAAGCAUUUUACCUUGAGAUUUGUAAAUGAUUGCGAUGGUAGGAUUUGGUUGUAGGAGCUGCCAAAUAGCUAGAUCGCAGUAGGAUUAGUAAGAAGGAGCAUUGCGCUGUUCAGGAACCAGUGCCCUGUUUUGUUCCUUGCAAAGAAUUCCCUGCAGAGGGCAAGGCAAUGAGAGAACUUUUCUAGAACUGGGAAGAAACAUCUGAGAUCAGCAAAUGGAAUGACUUCCUGUCGUCCAAAAUACAAGUGAUGGAAUUCUGAUGUAAAAAAUACUAAUAGGAAUCACUUAAUAUAGGAGAUCUUGUUUCUUUAUGCUGUUUAAGCCAGACUAUCAAAGGCGUUGGGUUGGUUGUGCGCCAAAAAGAUGCCACAUCUUGUAACCUGAAUUUCCACUACAGAGGACUCCGAAUUGAGCUCAAAAGCAUUAACUUCCCCUCUAGGGUUCUCUGAGAAUCCCUGAGUUAUCACAGUUUAUGACUCAAUGUCAGAAGCUGACUUUGCUUUUUAGAUAGUUUACAGAUUGUAAUAUGAACUUGAGGAGCACAUGUCUGAGACCGCCCCGGCCCAUGACACUAAUUGUUCACUACAUCAAAGGUAUUUGAAACCGGAUGUGGAUUGCAGUUCAGUAGGUUUGUAUGCAUGUCAUUGUAACUUUCUUCUCCUGUUGGGUGGUAUUUGGAGGAUCAUAACGUCACCCUUUAACACUCACUCAAAAUACAAAAAUCUUGAGCUUCCUGCAGGCUGUUUGAAUGUGCUGCUGCACAGUGCCACUUUAAAUGCCACAUGUUUAGUGGAACCAGAGGAAUCUUCUGAUAAUGCACUUGAUUGUUUUUAAACUGACUGGAGAAGUUGUUGCUGGAGUCCAUCAUUUUUUUUGUCAUGUUCUUGAGUACCUGUCCUGUUCAGUCCCAUGAUGUCUUGCUGUUGCAUUGCCUCAAGUUUUGAGGGACCAUUUCCUUCCGGCUGUUAGUGGGGGAAACCCAAAGAACAGUGGGUUCCCAAUAUCUAGUUCUGAGUGUGCUGUUUGUUUUUGGAAGUAAUUGGGUCGGUUAAGAAAGGCAAACAUCUGAUCAUGUUUGCUAGGAUGUUAGUUGAGACUUCACACCGAAGAGUUAAAUUGACUGUAUUUUGUACUUGUGUGUGUGGAAGGAUACGGCAAUAGGAUAUAUUUCACAUUUUGUAUCUUCUGACCUCUGGCGGCAUUUUUUGUUAAAAGGAAACAAACCUCCCUUGUUUGGUUACAACAAUCGUGACCAAUUGCCAUCUCCCUUCCAUUAUUCUUUUGCUACUUCCAGUUUUGCCCAGUGGUAUUUAGGAGUCACUGAAUAAAUGUGUAGUGGCCUGCCUUUCCUUUGCUUCAGGGUUGACUGCAACUUAAUGCAAAAUACUGUGGAUACUGGUGAUCUAAAUAAAAACACUGAAGAAACUCAGCAAGUCUAGCAGCACCCGAGAGAGAGAAAGAUGAUUAUUGCUUUGAGUCCAAGAUGACACUACUUCAACCCGAAAGUGUCACGUGGGAUUCCAGGCUCUCUGUCUCCGUCUGUCUAAUUGUCUCCCUCCCUCCCGCACUCUCUCUGUCAGUCUUGCCUGUGUGUGUGUCUCUCCCUCCAUAGAUGCUGCCAGCCUGGCUGAAUUGCUCCCUUGUUUUUAUGUACUGCAACUUAGGACUUUAGGUUAUAGCCAUCUAUUUUUGAUCUGCCAGUCCUGACAUACAAUUAUUGUCCUUCCUCUUUUUAGCUAACCUGACAGAAUAUUUACGGCUUUUAAAAACUCAAAUGUAGUGACAAAAUCCAGAAACUACACAAGUUCUGUAGACCAGUGUGAAAGAACUUGUAGUUUUUUCUGUUUGGGCUCUGGGGCUGUUAUGACAGAGCCCAUUGCCCUAGGAUGCUCCAGUUCUGUCCUUGUCAAGUCAUGAAUGGGGAAGAAGACCAGUGAGCAUCUUUAUUGCUGUUUCUCACGCAGUUCAGCUGGCCAAGAUGUGCCUUGACAUCUGACUGUACCAGUGGAUUUUGUCAGUUCUUUUAAACAGUCUCCCCUGCUCCUCCCCCAAACUGUUCCUUGCAUCUCAACACCCCUCCCUUCAAUUUCAAUGAGUUAUUUUGGGGGUGGGGGAAACAACUUGUGUGUUGGGUUUACGUGAUGCUGUUCCUUCAGUAUGGGCUUCCAGUUAUCCUUUAUAGCUGAGUGAUUUAUUUUUAAUAGAUAUUAAGUGACAUUGCAAGUAAUGUUGUAAGUAUAGAAGUGUAAAAUGAUUUCCCAACGAGAGUGACCUACUAAUCAUUGUGUGUGUGUGUUUUCUGUGAAUUUAGGACUUUAGUAUUGACACCUCCUGAAAAGGGGUGGUCUGAAAGUGCUAUACAAAUGUCCAUAGUUACUAUUGUUUCUCUACAUUCUGUCUUACCCUCGUCAUUUACAACUUGUAAAUCCUUGCAUGUGAAUUAUUGUAUGUCCAGCCCAGUAUUUGAUGGGGGUUAAGCCCAUGACCAAAGAGUGGAAAAGGGCUGUGUAAAGCCCACUACCACCACAUAAAUGCUGUGAAGAAUCUCGCAUUUAAAAUGGAUUGUUUCCAUGUAAACGUGUAAAUGUUUUUAUUUUAGCACGGGCACAGUGAUUGUAGGUUUCUCGUUGACUGUAACUGGAACCUUCUUUUGGUGCUCCCUCCCUACCUGGAAUUAGUAAAGGGAAAAGUAAGUGUAUGAUGUUUAUGGAACUGAGCCAGGAACCAGAACUGAAAAUGGAUUGCACAAUAAGUUAUUGUCAACGAUAAAAGCAGAUGCUGCAUGUUAAUCUUGCAUAAAGAGGAAAAACACUGAAGUUACCCAGUUGCCUUCAUAUGUAAAACUUGUGUCUUAAUUCAUGUAACUAAUGCAAUAAAUAUUGAGAAUCAUGA
Messenger RNA from Hemiscyllium ocellatum (epaulette shark), 6300 nucleotides. Its product is annotated as C2 domain-containing protein 2. The transcript has 14 exons. Bases 407 to 2554 code for a protein of 715 amino acids. The record is from RefSeq and is a predicted model, not a curated record. NCBI's taxonomy places the organism in Eukaryota, Metazoa, Chordata, Chondrichthyes, Orectolobiformes, Hemiscylliidae.